Durotheca rogersii is the source of this 1072-nucleotide messenger RNA. RefSeq lists its product as uncharacterized. The record is from RefSeq and is a predicted model, not a curated record. The transcript has a single exon. NCBI's taxonomy places the organism in Eukaryota, Fungi, Ascomycota, Sordariomycetes, Xylariales, Xylariaceae. Bases 127 to 681 code for a protein of 184 amino acids.
GUCCCAACGACGAACUACACGACUCCCUACCCAUAAUACCAUCGCAUCGCGUUACAUCACAUCUGCCGCCGGCACUCGCCCGUACGCAGCUUGUUUCUUCUGCUCGACGGCAUUGGCCACUGACAAAUGGACCACUUCAUCUCCCAUCCGGUCUUGCACUGUUUGUGCUACCCCGAUAGAUAUCAUCAUUGUCUGACGUAUUUACCUUACCGGCUUGGCCUCAUCUUUUCCGUCGAGGACCAUGCUCAAACUCCCUUCCUGCCAUCUCUCCCCGUUCUCGUCCCCGUCCUCGUCCUACUUCUUCCUCUUGCCGAGUACUCGCAUGUACGCUCGCUUAUGCAACCCGUCAUCUUUUCUUGUCUUUCCAAAGGCCAUUCCUCGACUCGGCUUCGUCACCUGGCGCAGCUGGGCGUAGCUGUAUCGAUAUCUCGUGUGGCUGGUUUACUUGAUGAUACCCUUUUCUUAUUUCUCGCAUUUUUAUUUGAAACUGCACUUCUGCUCAGCUCACUUACACAGGCGCGUGCACACAUGCGUAGACGUCUACGGAAUACACGUCAGGUAGGCAAUGGAUCACGAACUUCGAAGUUCUCCCUCCUAGCUAGCACGGCUUCCCUGUUCAUAUGUACACGUCACGCCGGCGUACAUGCACAUAACCUACCUGCCUGUCUACCUGCGUUAUAGGUAAUACGCACAUACAACAUGCGUACAUAACACAUAUAGACACAUAGACGCGCAUGUAGACACAACCAUGCCUCAUACACAUUCGACGUGUACGUCCACUGCUCCCCCCCCCAAGCCGGCUGCCCAACCCCCCGGCCUGGGCGGCACCAUCCGCUCCCAAUCUCUCCAACUAGUCAACGCUUCGCUUGUCUAUCACCCGUUUAUAUGGCGUCGUCAUAUGUGUAUCGUUAGGCUUGGGAUUUGCGAUGUGUGAUUCGUCUCAUUGAUUCGGACGCUGGCCACCCUGUGCAAGACCGACCUCCCUUGCGGAAUUGUGCUGCAUCUACUUACCUAACCUGGGUCUUCCGUCUUACACAGCCGGGCGUAUCCUACAAUCCUACCUCUGCCCUUU